AUGGAAGCUCUCCUACCGGAAUCAUCCUUGGCCGGAGGGGCCAGUAAGAGGUGGAAGUGGGGAGAUUCCUGGAGCGCCGUCGUGGUUGGAAGGCGGUCGCUGAUCACUACGGUGCUGGUGGGACUGUCUGUCUUGGGGGUGUUUCUGCUCAACUCUUCUUCUCCUGCAGAUUUCCUCUCCAUCUCACAAUUACCCAAGGAGAACAAUGUGACGGAGUCAAAGCUAGAGAGAAUUCUGAGAGAAGCUUCUAUGGAGGAUAAGACAGUGAUACUGGCGACCCUGAACGAUGCGUGGAUUGAACCCGGUUCGAUAUUCGACCUGUUUCUGGAGAGUUUUCGGAUCGGGAACAACACACAGAAGCUGUUGAAUCACCUGGUGCUCGUAACUUGGGAUCAUAAGGCUUAUAAUCGUUGCUUGGAGGUGCAUCCACAUUGUCAUCAGAUGGAGACGAAAGGUGAUCAAGGAGAUUAUGGCGGCGAUACGUUCUUCAUGACCCCAAAAUAUCUCCACAUGAUGUGGCAAAGAACUGAGUUCCUUAGUUCUGUUCUUCAGACUGGUUACAGCUUCGUCUUCACGGACUUAGAUAUAAUGUGGCUUCGAGACCCAUUUGAGAGGUUUUUCAAAGACGUAGACUUUCAAAUUGCUUGUGAUCACUUUAAUGGAAACUCUACAAACGUAAAAAAUUGGCCAAAUGGAGGGUUCUUGUACGUAAGAUCAAAUCCUAAGACUAUAGAUUUCUAUAAGUUGUGGAUUGAGUCAAGAACAAUUGACCCAAAACUAAAUGAACAAGAUGUGCUUAACAAGAUCAAGACUCACCCCUUUGUGUCUCAAAGGAAGAUGACGAUUAGGUUCCUUGACACAGCUUAUUUUGGAGGGUUUUGUCAAGUAAGUAGGGAUUUCAACAAAGUUUGUACCAUGCAUGCCAAUUGUUGUGUGGGUUUGGACAACAAGAUCUUUGAUCUUAAGAUUUUGCUUCAAGACUGGCGACGCUACAUGGCUUUGAAUCUAGAUCAGAAAUUACAUUUACACCCUUCUUGGAGGGUUCCAAACCGGUGCAGAACGUCAUUCAAACGAGCCGCACAAAAGAGGAAUAAAGAGAACAAUGAGAAAUCGCCGCCAUCGAAGACGUACAAACAUAAUUGAAGAAGCUUAUAAUUGGAUAAAGAGAGUGAUUGAAGCCUAUUUAUCAGAGUUUAUGAUCGUGGCAAGCCAAUUGCUAGUCAAGUUCAUAUUGAAAAUGAAGGAAUAUAGAAAAGCAAAUGUUAAUUAUACAUUCAAGUUCUUGAGACAAAGUUGAAGCAACCUAUGAAUUUCAAUACUCAUAGUUAACAUGUAGUCCUAAAAUUUUAAUUCUUUUAUAUCUUUUUUUAAUCUUUAUUGUUGUAUAGUUAUAAGUGCUUCUUCUUUCUUUCUUUCUUUCUUUUUUAAUUUGAAAAAAAAGCACAAAGUUGUAAGAUGAUGAAUCUUCCAUUAUAUGAUCAAUGAUGUUUAAGCAUUA
Messenger RNA from Prosopis cineraria, 1498 nucleotides. RefSeq lists its product as uncharacterized. The transcript is spliced from 6 exons. The coding region runs from base 1 to 1143 and encodes 380 amino acids. Lineage: Eukaryota; Viridiplantae; Streptophyta; Magnoliopsida; Fabales; Fabaceae. The record is from RefSeq and is a predicted model, not a curated record.